AUGGUGGGCAUCGCUGCGCCCGCCGCAGGUGGAUCCUCAGCUGGGACUCUGCACCUGUCACGGCGCCGCGCGGGCGGGAGACCUGGCUGCGCGGCGCCGAGUGCUCAGCGGCCGCGCGGGCCCCGCUGCCCACCCAGGGCAGCGCCGCCGCCGGACGGCCCCCGCACGCCGGAACUGGAGGAAGAGACUACGAAGGUGGUGGCGUCUGCGGCGCUAGCGAGCUCUCCCGGCAGCCGCCGAGGGGGCGGCUCGGCGAGGGGAGGAGCUCGGGUGCCGACGCCGGGGGAGGGGUCGCCGAGGCUCGCGCUCACUCGCUCCCGCGGCAGCCCGGCAGGGAAGUCGGGAGAGGGGCGGGGAGAGAGCCGGGAGAACCUCCUCCGCCCCGCCCCGCCCCGCCCCGCCCCGGGCCGCACCAUUCCUGCGGGGGAAGGGUGGUCAGCUCCCAGCCUCCUCUUCACCCCCCGGGCGCCCUCGCUCCGUCUCGCAGCUUCGGCUCGUCCCGUCCUUGCUCCACACGGUUCUGACUCUGCCGAAGUCUUGACCAGAGAGGAAGGUCCAGGACUUCCUGUAUAAAGCAGGUAUCCUCUGGCUUCAUGAACAUGAGUCUGGAACAAAUUAAAAGGGUAAGUACAACCAUGGAGACAGUAAAACAAAACAAAACAUCAGCUUUAAAAGUUAGUGAACAGAAACCAGAGAAAAUGCUGUGCUUUUAUGAUUAACAUUUUAGGUAUAGUUUUAUAUAAAGCCAGAGCCAGUUUUUAUUCAAAAUCAGUGCACAGCAGCAUGACGGUUUUUGAUUUAUGAGCAAUCACCUUUGUAAUUCCUAACGAGCCCUCAAGUGAAGUUCAAUUCUGCUUAACUGAAGGGAGUUUCAGAGAUUACCUGUAUUUUCUAGAGAAAUCUAUUUUAUAUGGUUCUGUGCGUGUGUGUGUCCCAUUACCAACCCAUCAGGAAAGUUGACAACAUAUGCGAUUCAUAUAGGAAAUGACCACUGUCUUUCAUACAGAGACAAUCAUUGCAUGGUACAGUCUAGCUUACUGUGUGUCCUUUUCCCAGAUCAUUCUAUCACUAUCCACAAUGGUGAUAGUAUGCCAAUCAACUCAUUUCUGAAAAACCACUCAUUUCUGAUGGCUAGAAACCACACACAUUUGUAUUGGGGCAGAAACCUGACUGAAGUAGAAUAUUGCACUAAUCUGCAUCUGCUUGAUUUCAAUUUUUUUUUUUAACGUUUAUUCAUUUUUGAGACAGAGAGAGACAGAGCAUGAACGGGGGAGGGUCAGAGAGAGGGAGACACAGAAUCUGAAACAGGCUCCAGGCUCUGAGCUGUCAGCACAGAGCCCGACGCGGGGCUCGAACUCACGGACCGCGAGAUCAUGACCUGAGCCGAAGUCGGACGCUUAACCGACUGAGCCACCCAGGCGCCCCUGCAUCUGCUUGAUUUCAAAGCCCUCCCAGAUAUUCUCACCUUCCAUUGUUGUGUGAAGUACAACGUGCCAGCCUCUGGCAGGGAACUCUGAUUCUGGCAACAUGACCUUGUCACAGAACCUGUAGUACAAUUCAGAUGUCAGCAAGAUCAUUUUAAAACUUUCAGGUUCUAUGACCACGCUACUGGUGGAUUUAGGAGGGAGAGGGUUAUUCAAGGACAGCUUCUCUAAGGACCAGGUUUUAUCAUCCUCCACAAGAUAUGCAUCGAAUGCAUAAAAUGUGUGAGGCACCAAGCCAGAGUACUAGGUGACAAAGACACAUAAUGCACAUGUGAAAGCUAACCAGCAAUAUGACAAAAUGGCUGACACUUAAAGUCCAAUAGACUAUAGACAUCGAGAGAAGGAGAGAGUCCAAGAGCUGAGGUGAUCAACAUGAUUGAACUAGGUCUUAGAGUCAGAGUUAAGGAUGUAGAAGUGGAAAGGAGACAUCAUUUCAGGUAGGGAUGCUUGACAUACAGUAAAUACUCAAUAAUGAUUGUUCAGUGAAUGUUUAAGGUAACUGGAAUGAUAGAAAAGCAUAUAUCCUUGGG
Messenger RNA from Acinonyx jubatus (cheetah), 2014 nucleotides. Its product is annotated as translation initiation factor IF-2-like. Lineage: Eukaryota; Metazoa; Chordata; Mammalia; Carnivora; Felidae. The transcript has 2 exons. Bases 1 to 573 code for a protein of 190 amino acids. The record is from RefSeq and is a predicted model, not a curated record.